This is a messenger RNA of Zea mays, 1719 nucleotides long. RefSeq lists its product as uncharacterized. Lineage: Eukaryota; Viridiplantae; Streptophyta; Magnoliopsida; Poales; Poaceae. The record is from RefSeq and is marked predicted.
CUCCUCCACAGGACCACCGCCGCCUCCUCCUCCUCCUCUCUGCUGCGGCCGCUGUACCGUCGGUCGCCUGGACGGGUGCGGCGGCCACGUCUUCGUCUUCAUCGUGACCCACGACGGAGAGGACACACACACACACAGAGAGAGAGAGAGGCCUGGCGUCAGGGAGGAAGACGUCUCGCCUCGUCUCGUCGUCUUCUGCGGCGUCCGUUCUUCAAGCCCUCCCCCGUCGCCCACCAGUAGCCCGCCCGCCCGCUCCCCAAGGAGGACGCAGCGGUUUGCCAUGAGAAGACAGCUUUGGUUGUGCCAAAGCCAAACACGAACACCAGCCUAGGAAUUCCAGCAUGGGUUCAGGGAAUCUGGUAACGAAGAAGGUGGUAAGGAGGCCCAGCUCCAUCGACCAGGACAUAAAGUUCGAUCAAAGCUGGGUGGAGGAUGUCGCGUGCCCAAUCUGUCUCGAUUCCCCCCACAAUGCAGUGUUGCUCAGGUGCGCCUCGUAUGAGAAGGGCUGUAGGCCUUUCAUAUGCGACACCGACCAGACUCGCUCCAACUGUCUCGAGAGGUUCAGAGGCGCUCAUGGACUGCCACUGCCAGUGCCAGCCAACGCCAGAGCCUCCUCCCGUACCGUGGCUCCUCUCAACAGCAUCCAUACCAUUACCAUCUCUUCGUCGAAUGCAAACAACAACCGCCCGGCUUGCCCGCUGUGUAGAGGCGAUGUGAUGGGGUGGUUCGUCAUCGGCGAGGCUCGCUCGCACCUUAACCAGAAGAGAAGAUGCUGCGAAGAGAGCCGCUGCUCGUACGUCGGCAGCUUCCACGAGCUCCAGAGGCACACCCAGCAAAAGCAUCCGGACUCGCGCCCUUCCGCGAUCGACCCUGCUCGCCGGGCCGAUUGGGAGAACCUGCAGCGGUCUUCCGACGUGGUAGAUGUCCUGAGCACAAUACACGCGCAGGUUCCAAACGGUGUGGUUCUUGGAGACUAUGUCAUCGAGUACGGGGACGGUGACGAAGCUGGAGACGACGACUACGAGGUUUACCACGGGGUUAGAGCAAGCUGGUGGACGUCCUGUAUCUUCUGCAAAGCGUUCUGUAGGUCUUCCCCCCCAGGAGGAGUCCGGAGAAGGACGAGAACAGGGGAAAGGAGAAGCAGUGGUGGAAGUGGAACAAGGAGCAGCAGCAACAGGUCUAGCUCUAGUCAAGAAAGGUUCACUCUUGAUGAAGUUGACGAUGGAUAUGUAGUUGCAGGGGCCAUGGCCAGGGCUGCCGUGUCAGGGACAAUGGAUGCUCGUUACAGGUCUGUUUGGUAACUGUGCUGUUGUUUCCUGCUUUCUGUUAUUCAUCAGAGAUCAUAUGGUUAAAUGCCAUGCACACAUACAGAAUCGAAGAUAUCAUGAGAAAUGACUUUGUUUUAUUUAAGUUCUCCAUUUGUACGCAUUUUUUUUUUUGUUUCGUCGAUGUAAAAGUGUGUCCAAUUUUAGUACCCUGUCUCUGAUAUAUAUGAACUAUUUCAUCCAUUCAUCAAUUCAGGGAUCCAACACUUGGACACCGACGUUCGCAUUCCUAGGAACAUUAACCGGGGAGGAAAAUAAGGAAAGCUGUGCUGGUGUAGGAUGCAACAAAAAAUCAGAUCCGUUCUACCUCUGCUCAUUUUUAUUCUUUUUUUUCUCUUGGGAGCUUCAUGUACAUAUAUAUAUAAAUAUAUAAAGAUUGUAGGGAACUUUUUUU